This is a messenger RNA of Suillus subaureus, 708 nucleotides long. RefSeq lists its product as uncharacterized. The record is from RefSeq and is a predicted model, not a curated record. NCBI's taxonomy places the organism in Eukaryota, Fungi, Basidiomycota, Agaricomycetes, Boletales, Suillaceae. The transcript has 10 exons. Bases 1 to 708 code for a protein of 235 amino acids.
AUGUCUAAACCUGAGCAACCCCCAAUUCAUCACUCCUACCUCCCCUGGCUUAAUGCACCCUUUCUCACCCAAAUCAAAUCACACUUUCCCAUAUUGAAACUCAUCAACAAGUGCUUCAUCCUCACCAUCCAAAUCCUGUUGCCCUCUGACUCUCCCAGUCAAACACCAUGCAAGGCUACUAAGGUGCCAGAGAGGGAAUUAAGGAAGAAGGAGAAGAUGCACUUGGUUGCUGAGGAGGAGAUGGUAGCCAAGCCAUUGGCUUGUGCAGAAAUUGUGCAGCUAAUACUAGACCAUGGGAAACUUCAGUUACCAGACAUCAUUUCACAAUUGGACAAAUGUAUCAAAUACGAAGCAGAAGAGAAAGUUAAAAUAGUGGGUUUCCCUACAGUGAAGGAGUUGCAAGAGGCUCAAGAGACUGGAGGCACAGCUGAAAUGGGAGGAGGAAGCAGCAGAGAGCGCAGGCUUGUGAGCAAACACAGAAUCAUAGAAGUGGAAGCCAAAAGAUCUGAUCAGUCAUCAGUCAUCCAAGAAAAGGCAACAGAAGAGGACAUGGUUGAUGAUAAUGUCUACUUUCAACUCAUCAAGAUGGCUGUAGGAGAGCAUUUUAAUCAAUGUGCUGCUCUUAUCAUGCGAGCCACACUAAAGGUCUUGUCUCAUCAACCAAAAAAGCCUCUAGUGCUUCACUUGUCAAGGAUUAUCUUGGUCUAA